AUGCCUACACCAACCGCACCCCUCCUAGCUCCCUACACAGCAUCGCCUCUCCCCGCCCAGUCCCUCACCCUUAUCACCUCCGUUCUCGGCGCAACGAGUAACUGGCUAGUUUUAAGGAUCCUCUGCGAUGCUCUAUCGUCCGGCAGCGGUCGAGGAGGAGAGGAGAUGGAGUUUGGCGGCCCGGGUGCCCGAAGAAGGGUCAGAGGGGUAGUUUUCGUGAGCUUUUUGAGGGCCGUGAAGUUUUGGAGGGGAGAGGCGCGGAAAAUGGGACUGGAUCUCGCUAGGCUGUCAAAAGAAGGCAGAUUUGCUUUCGUAGACGGGGUCUCGGAGCUCUUCUUACCCAUACAAACAUUUCCGGAUCCAGUGCCCGGGCGUUCAGUGUCGAGCAGUUCACCAAGUCCGGCCCGGAUUCCGCCACACACCGUAUUACCCCCUCGGGGACCAACAUCUACCAGCCUUCCAACUGUAACUAGCCAACAGAAGAAUGGCGAAAUUGCGUCGAGAAAACUUCGAUGGUCUGGUACGGGGAACAGAGCAUUAGAUGCACUGGAGCAGGAGAUUGUUUUUGCCAUCAAUGACUUAAGAAGUGACGAUAGAGCGUCGGAUGAAAUGCCGGUGGACAACGAUGUACUCCUUGUGGUGGACCAGCCUGAUUUGCUCCUUGCUGCUACAGGUCCGGGAAUGGGAGUUGGAGCGGUGGAGAUGGGGGAGUUUCUGUUGGGGUUACGACAGCGGGUUCAUUCUGCUGUUGUCACACUUGCAGCCGAUUCACCUCUGAUACACGCGGGUUCUGUCAAGUCUACGCACCAACAGCCAACACCGCUUGAGAGGGAACAUGCAUCCUUAGUUGUGGGGAUGGCGCAUCAAGCUAGGAUGGUUAUGCAACUGAGAGGUUUGGAUACGGGUGUUGCUGGUGAUGUCAGCGGAGUGCUACGGAUUAGUAGAGGGGGUGGAUGGGUUCCAGAAGUAGGGAUUGCAAAUAAAGGGCAGAGCCAUGACCAUUCAGGCUUAGAAGAGAAGGAGGUAUUAUAUUUUGUACAAGGAGAUGGUGCGGUUCGCGUUUUCGAGAGAGGCGAGUGA
Messenger RNA from Histoplasma capsulatum G186AR, 1080 nucleotides. RefSeq lists its product as uncharacterized. NCBI's taxonomy places the organism in Eukaryota, Fungi, Ascomycota, Eurotiomycetes, Onygenales, Ajellomycetaceae. The transcript is spliced from 3 exons. Bases 1 to 1080 code for a protein of 359 amino acids. Gene Ontology annotation, cellular component: elongator holoenzyme complex. The record is from RefSeq and is a predicted model, not a curated record. Gene Ontology annotation, biological process: tRNA wobble uridine modification.